UCUGUAUAACUGCUUGAUUGACAUGCAUUCAGAUUCAUAUUCAUAUUCAUAUCACAUCUCAUCUACCCAAUCCCCACACUGUCAGCAUUUCACGUAAUCACAUCUACCGAUUCCUUCUCCCCCUUCACUGCCUCCAUUAGACUCGGAACUCCCAUCUCUCUCUAUGGACCCAACUACCAGAACACCACCCUUCACUUCCACUAUUCACAUACAUAUCUUUUCUUUUUUCUUUUCUUUUUCUGUUUUUCUUCUUCUUCUUCUUCUUCUUCUUCUUCAAUCAAUUCAUUCUUUAUGUUUGUCAAUGCUCAGAAGAACAAUUAUAACACAUGGCGUUCGUGAGGCUUGGUUCCAAAUCUGAAGCAUUUCGCCUUGAAGGCCAAACUUGGCAUUGCACAAGUGGGCUUCCAAGUGAUGUCACUAUUGAAAUUGGAGAGAUGUCCUUUCAUCUUCACAAGUUUCCCUUGCUGUCAAGAAGUGGACUACUAGAAAAGUAUAUCAGAGAUUUUUGCAGUGAUGAUGGAUCAAUUUGUGUGUUGCAACUUCAUGAUCUGCCUGGUGGAGCUAAAGCAUUUGUGCUCAUUGCUAAAUUUUGCUACGGCGUGAAAAUGGAGCUCACUGCUUUGAAUGUAGUUGCUCUCAGGUGUGCAGCUGAGUAUCUUCAAAUGAAUGAAGAUUUUGGGGAGGGAAAUCUCAUUGUCCAAACAGAGACUUUUCUUAAUGAAGUCUUUGGCAAUUGGGCAGACACAGUCAAGGCUCUCAAUACCUGUGAAGAAGUUCUACAAUUUGCAGAGGAACUUCACAUUGUUUCCAGAUGCAUAAGUUCCUUGGCAACGAAAGCUUGUGCAGAUACAAACUUACUUAAUUGGCCUGUGGCAGGAUCCAAUAGCAUGCCGAGCACAACAGGUGCUGUUUUAUGGAAUGGAAUAUCUACUACAUCAAAACCGCAACCCGUGGGUGAUGAUUGGUGGUAUGAGGAUGUGUCUUUUCUUUCUUUACCUCUCUAUAAACGAUUGAUUCAAGCUGUUGAACUGGGAGGCAUGAACUCUGAAAGAAUUGCUGGUUCACUCAUGUUUUAUGCUAAGAGGCAUGUCCCCUUGAUGAAUAGGCAAUCUAACUUCAAGGACACAAAUGACAUUAACCCCGGGUCAACAACCAUAUCUGCCCCUCCCGAGGCAGAUCAGAGGGCUCUCCUUGAAGAGAUUGUGGAGUUACUUCCUAAUCCGAAAGGGGUUACACAUACUAAGUCUCUGCUUAAGCUACUCCACGCAGCCAUGAUUCUACAUGCAAGUCCCUCAUGCAGAGAGAAUUUAGAAAAAAGGGUAGGGGCACAGUUAGACCAAGCCUCUUUGGAAGAUCUACUAAUACCGAAUAUGGGCUACUCAGUGGAGACUCUCUAUGAUAUAGACUGUUUUCAGAGGAUUCUUGAUCAUUUCAUGGCAAUGGAUCAGGCUGAAGCUGCAUCUUCUCCUUGCAUAGCUGAAGAGGGAGAGUUGAUCGAAGGGGCUUCUUCACUAACAUCGAUAACAAUGGUGGCCAAUUUGGUGGAUGCAUACCUUGCUGAUGUGGCCCCUGAUGUUAAUUUGAAGUUCCCAAAAUUCCAGUCGCUUGCUGCUGCCAUCCCUGAUUAUGCCAGGCCACUUGCUGAUGCCAUUUAUCGUGCAAUUGAUAUAUAUUUGAAGGCACAUCCUUGGCUCACAGAUUCUGAGCGGGAACAGAUCUGCAGACUUAUGAACUGCCAGAAGCUCUCAUUAGAGGCUAGCACCCAUGCAGCCCAAAAUGAGAGGCUACCUCUCCGAGUGAUUGUCCAAGUCCUAUUCUUUGAACAGCUUCGGCUGCGUACAUCAAUUUCUGGUUGGUUCUUUGUCUCUGGCAAUCUUGAGAACUCACAAAAUCCCAAUGCAAACCUUGCACUCACUACCCAAGACAGAGCUGUGGGGAUUGAUGAUGUGAGGGAACGUGUUUCUGAGCUUGAAAAGGAGUGCCAGACCAUGAGACAAGAGAUUCAGAACAUAGUGAAGACAAAGAGAAGUUGGAACAUUUUUUGGAGACGAAAACCCCGGCAUACUAAUUCUAAAGAAUCUAAGGCCUCAAGUUUAAAGGCACCACCACCAGCAUCUGUGAAUGGACAGAAAAAUCAUGAAAAUGGCGAGUCAAGAAACUAAAUUUUGAAGGUUCAAGUAACACUACAUCAUGUCGGUAUAUUUUUUUAUUUUUAAAUUAAUAGAGAAUCUUCCCCUCCCCUAAUGCUAGGUUGUUUCCUCUUUUUAUUUAUUUUUAUUCAUUAAAUAAUGCCAAUAGCUUCUUUUUUUAAUUAUUAUUUUUUUUUUCUUUAGAUGCUAGCUUGUAUUUUUUCGUUAUCCCUCAAUUGUAUUUACAAGUUUCUGUUCUCCAUACUAGCCUGAAUUAUGAUUUUGUUAAAAGAUCAUUGGAGGACUAGUAAAAUGAAUUUCUUUUACUAUCAUGAGCCAAUCAUUGUAAAGGAUGGUUUUGUCAAGAUUUGGAGGAUGAAGAUAGGGUUUGGGUAGGAUUCUUUCAAUGUUCUAUGGCUUUUUGGCUAA
Camellia sinensis is the source of this 2558-nucleotide messenger RNA. Its product is annotated as BTB/POZ domain-containing protein At5g03250. NCBI's taxonomy places the organism in Eukaryota, Viridiplantae, Streptophyta, Magnoliopsida, Ericales, Theaceae. The record is from RefSeq and is a predicted model, not a curated record. Gene Ontology annotation, molecular function: protein binding.